UGGCAACAUCUAAUUUCUCAACAUGGCGAAUAUUUUCGAAGGUUGUAUGAAGUAUACACCUGAUAACGUUAUGUUAUGAAAUUCUUUACGGGCCAUAUGUCAAGGUAAUGAAUCAAAGAUCUACCUUUAGUCGAACUAAAGAGCCGAGGAGAGAAAAAAUCAUCCGAACUAGACGUGACGACGAUGAACGUUUCCAAGAUGAGCCUCCCACUCGGCGAAAUUCUUCAGAAAGACCAAACACAUCACAUGCGUCUUCUUAUACGCGAUUUAAAGACAAUUUCUCUGAUAAACCUCGCUCAAACAGUCGAGACACUCAAGGGAGUCUUGUGUUUAGGCGACAGGAACGAGGCAAGCUUCAAACCAAUUUUUCGAAGGGUUCCACUGGAGAAGUUUCGCCUGGCCGUGUAUCACACACCGAUUCAAUGAGAAAUGAAAGUUCUGGACGUUCAAAUUAUAUAUCUCAUUAUAACAGGGGUAUCAACAGCCGAGAACGGGACUAUAAUACAAAGCGAUCUGGUUACCUAGACAACAGUCACAUUGUAGAUGAAACUAGGUUAAAGAAUAUUUUGCACCGUUUAUUACGUGAUGAAGAUAAAGAAAGGCAGGCCAGUUUGAUUCGACAACUCAGAUCUAUCUUUGAACAUCCUGAAAAUUUCAAAAUCAUUCAAACCAAUAAAGAUGACAUUUUUUCAACAUUUGAAGAUUUUAUUCAGCUUGGGUUGAACACAGAGUUGAAACAUGAAUUUGUUUUGACAGUUGGAUCUUUAGGCGCUGUUUUGGGUUUUAAAGCAAAAGGGUUGCUUGAAUGGGAAUUUAAUGUCGUAAGUUUAUCUAAGUCUGAGGAAGUGCGAAUUUUAAUUCUGAAGUCACUUCUGGAGAUGUUGAAGAUAGAUGGAGAGAAAAAGAAUAUUUCUGAACUUGUACCUAUGAUCAUGUCUAAAUUGCAAUCUACAUUAGAAGUUGCUGAUGCGCCUGAUAUGUUAAUUGCCAUUGUGAAUGUGAUAACUGAAAUUGCCAAUAAAUAUCCUGAAGUAUUUUCAAAACAUUUCAGUGACACAGUCGAUAUUCUCAUUGGCUGGCACAUUGAUGCUACUCAGCAGCAAUCCGUGAUAGAAUUUACAUCGAAUACUUUGAUUGGAUUUCAGCAUUUUUGGAUAUCAGAUAUCAAUUUCACAAUUACCUUAUUAGGGCAGUUUUUAGAAGACAUGGAAUCAUAUGCUGAAGGCUUGCCUAAGGUUAAACCACAACCUAAAAAGUCAGUUAUGUACCUUAAGGAAUUGGCACAAUCAAAAUUAAAUUCUACUGGAAAUACUGAAAAACCGAAUUCUGCUGAAGAAAAUGUUAGAAAGAUUAAGAGUCUUAUAAGAGUUCUGAUAACUGUAUUGAAGAGUAUAGGCGAUUUAAUUACAAUUGAAGAAAAUGGUCCUAUCACACCUAUGUUUGUUACUGAAAUGCUGAAGAAUUUUUUAAAAUGUGUGAAAAUAACUGUCGGAUACUGUUUUUCCUCAGAUCUAAUAACUUCAGCUAAUGAAUGCUUAGUACUUCUUUUGAGAUUUAAUCAUUCCCAUUCAAAAAAUGCUCUUAAUGAAUUGAUGGUCUACAUUGAAAUGCUGCAAUCCAAGAACAAUGAUUUUGUUUAUGAAUCCCAUGUUGUUUCUAUUCUGUGUGUAAUGAUAAGUUUUGUGAAAGCAGUUGGAACAUAUUUACCUGUUGAAUUUGUUACCCUUAUGUUUUCACCAACUUCAGUAGUAAGAGAACUGCGCCUCUCGCCUUCAGAAAAGAUUCAAAAACUUCUUAUGGAAUUAUAUCAUGUGGUUCUUGCAGUCAAGAAAGUUCAAACGAUGGAAGAGUGUUACAAGUGUAUUUUAUCAGACAUAACAGAGGCUCAUAAUGAGAUUUUGAAAUCAUGCAGUGAAACUCCACAAAAUAUCAUUAAUUUAAAAGUUCAUGAGGUUACUCUCUUAUUAAGUAUUUGUGGUUUAGUUGAAAUUGGGAAUAUAAAACAUUCCUUAAUUGGGAUAUUUGCAUUGAAACCCAGCUUCUUUGAUCUGAUGAUAAAUCACUUAAAACCAACCGAGCCAGAACUUGCCAAAAAUUUCCCUGGUUUACAGGCUUCUAUUUUAUAUACAUUAUACUCUCACUGUCAAAGGCAUUCACAUUAUGUAAAUAAUAGUGCUCUUCUGAAUCCUAAGUCUUCAACAGCUGGAUCUUCUAUGUCAGCUUCUGGUCAUAGCUCACCUAUUAUGACUGAUGUACCACCUCCUUCCCCUAGCAGUGGCAAUCUAGAGAAAAUUAUUCAUCUUUUGAUUGAUCUUUUAGAAGGACAAUACAAUUCAUAUGAUAGCAAACUUCUUGCGGCUAUGUGGACAACUGAAAUUCUUGAACAAAUCCAACCCCAUUUGCCUCGCUUACUUCAGAAUCCUUCUUUUAAUGGUUUAUUACAAGCUACAUUAAAUUCAGGAUUUUCACAUUAUUCUUCUAUUUGUAAAUAUUGCUGCAAAAGCCUUUAUAUCUUUUUGAAAUGGGCUGUCUCUGCAUUGUCAGAUUCCGUUCUUCAGAGGUAUUACGAUUUAUGUAUAUUAAGAUUGAAUAGUCAUGAAGCAGAAGUACAAGAUGAGUUUGUUUCUCUUCUUUCUCUCCUACCCCUGGAUGUUAUUUUAAAAGGUCCAACAGUUAAUCUUUCUAAAGGAGGAUAUCUGCAACCUAGUGCAAAAGAUCAUGAAUCGUCCUAUAAACCACUGUCUAUUUUAGACAUUUGGACAGUAUUUAGAGGAUACAUGGGUCGAUCAUCAUCUGGAAAUUUCUUUGGCCAUCAUUUUAGAUCAAUAACAAAUUUUAUUUUGCAAGGAAAAGCACCACAGGAAAAGAACUGGCUUUUGCGUUUGUAUAUCAGUUGCCCUCCUCCUGAACGCCGUAGCAGAGUAGAUUCUCUGUUAAGUCAACUGAGUAGUAUAUCUUCUGCUGUCCUGUGGUUUUGGGCUGUUUGGGAAGUUGCUCAGUUUUGUGUUGUUAAUAAAUUACGUACUCCAUUGGGCAAACCACAAGAGACAUUCAUGGCUAUUGAAGGUGCACUAAAAAGUGCUGCAAAGCCAUCUAAAAACCAAGAAGGUUCCUAUAGUGAGUCAAAGCAAGUUACUCUUUUGCGCUAUAAUUUAUUGUUAUCCCUUAUGGAGCAUUUGGAAAAGCACAUGUAUAAUGCUUAUGAAGGCUGUGCUGCUGCAUUACCUUCCCCACCAAAGAAUGUUCGCACAUUUUUUCGCACAAACAAAUCCACCUGUCAUGAAUGGCUAGCUCGUGUACGCUCCACUGCUGUUGUUGUUGCUCUAAAUGCUGGUUGUCCUGCAGCAGCUGUCAGGCAUGGAUUUGAGUUGUUAAAAGAACUAAAAAACAAUGGAAAUACUAUGAAUGCUGAUAUUGAAAGCACUCUCUACGGAAUUGUAAAGGCAUUGAUCCUUUUGCAUAGUCCUGAAGCUAUUUUAGGCCUGUAUAUAUGGUGUAAAGAAAAUUUCAAUCGUAAAUUUACUUGGAUCAAGGCAUCUGUUGAUUGUGCUGCUGGAAGGCUUGAAAAUGCUGUUAAUGAGUAUCUCUGUAUUCUUCAAUCAUUAUCACAUAGCAUGAGCCCAGAAAAGAAAGCUAAACCGACUGAUGAUCUAAAUAAAGCUAAUGAUAAAUUAAAAAAUAGUAUUAAUGAACAAGAAGCUCUAGUCACUAAAGUAAAUGGAAAUGACAUUGGCUCAAAUAAACAUCAGAUUGAUGUUCACUUGCAUUCAUUUCUUAUUAAUCAGGUAAUCGAUUGUUAUGUCAAAUUACAAAGCUGGCCAGAAGCUGUGAAAUGGUCUGAAUUCUUAGAAAAUGUAAAAUUCCAUCAAAAUGGCUUAAGUAUUCAAGGAUCGAGUUCUAGUAACAAUUUAGCCUACUUAAGAUGUUUAUCAUCUUUUGAAGAAAGUUCGACAGCUUUUUCUAAAAAAGAUGCUACGACUCUGGUGAAUAAUUUAACUAAUUCUGAAUCUCAAACUAAUUCCUUGUGGACAAUGGAAGAACAAUUUAGUAAAGUUCAAAAAACUAUCAUGUGUGUGGCCAUCAAUGCAGAAGCCAAAAGCAGAUCUUCAGAAUUCUUAAGAGAUAUGUCAGAGCAAAUAAAUGAAGCCAAGGGGGAUGUUUUGAAAUUAAUGAAGAUUCCUACAUUAAAUUGGCCUCCACAAAUUGAUGCUAGUCAAGCAAGUUUAUUUCUCUCUGCAUCAACAUUUCAAUUUAAUAAGAUUAGCUCAGCUUUAUUACGUGAAAAUGUCAAAUUUGAUCCAUCUGAUUGCUAUAGUUCUGUAUUAGGAUUUUUGUUAAACUGGGAAAACAUCUGGCUACGAAUGAAUCAGUCAUCUCCAUCAGGAAAGCUGCAAGGUAGUUUCUUUGAUCUCCUUAUGGUUACUGCUAGACUUGCAAGAAAGCAACAGAAUUUCAACAUGUGUCAUAAACUGAUAUUUAAGGCUUUAAACCAUUUGUGCAAACAUUCUCCCAAUUAUGAAUCAAGAGAAUUGAAUUUUCCAAAUAACUACGAUAUAUGCAAUUUGGAUUCUUUGAAAAGCAUGAUGGCGAAAACUGCAAAUUGGAAUCUUAGUGAAAAACUUAUCAAAAUCCAGAGGGAAAGUGCAAAAUUGCUUCAUUGUGCUGGAGAAUAUGAAAGCUCUUGUGAUUUGCUUCUAAAAAGUAUUUGCGUACUUUCUUGCCACUUGAUGCAAUUAAAAUGUUCAAAUAUUUCAGAAGAACCAAUUGAUCAACUAUCUGAGUUGAACUCUAGGUCUAUGCUGAAUCUUGUCAAAUACAUUCAUCAUGAUACUAGACUGAAUUCUCAAGACAAUUCUGAAUUGUGUGCAUUUAAAGAAACAGCAUGGUACUCAUUAUUGAAAAACACAAUAAAGGACUUAAAACCACUUAAUUCAGCCAGCCUGUGCAAACACUUUGAAAAGGGUUUACCCCAUGAAAAAGUCGUGAAUGAACCCGAUUAUCUUGUGGGUCAACUUUUGGAAUUAAGUGUUUACCAGUGUCCAAAUCUUGCUAAAUCAUGGUGCAAUUUUGCUUCUUGGUGUUAUGGUCAUGGAAGAAAAGUGGUUAACACUGCUUGCAAUGGGUCUUUACAUAUUCUUCCUGAGGAAAAAGAAAGGAUUUUAUCAUUAAUACCAAAUGUCCAUAAGGAAGAUUUUGAUGCAUUAUUGGGCAUUAUCACUAGUCUACAUAAUGCUUCUGGUAGUGAAUGGGAUAACCAAGAAAUGGAUUACACAGAAAGUGGUGUAGAAGAAAUUAGAUGGCAGCUAAUGGCUCACUGUCCCUUCCUUUUGAAAUUAGAAAAUCAAGAAACAAUUAUUGAAAGUAUUAUAGAUGUGUGGAAAGGUCUUGUGAGUCGGGCUUAUUCAUAUUAUCGAAUUGCUGCUGUGUCUUACUUGCAGUAUCUAAAAUUAAAUGGGAAGGCUGUAAAUAAAGAAAAGACGGAAGAUGACAAUGUAACAGCAACUUUGCGUUUGCUGAGAUUAGUUGUGAAGCAUGCCUCAGAGCUUAGAGAUGUAUUAGAAGAUGGAUUGGCUGAAACACCUACUGCUCCUUGGAGAGGAAUAAUACCUCAACUCUUUUCUCGUCUCAAUCACCCAGAAAUGUAUGUGCGACAAAGCAUUUCAGAUCUCUUGUGUCGGGUUGCACAAGCUGCUCCUCAUCUUAUUGUUUUCCCAGCUGUUGUUGGCUCACUUACGUUAAAAGUGGGUCCUCAGUUUCGAGAAGAAGCAUCAGGUUUGUUUGGUGCAUAUUUCUCCGAUGCUGUAGAGGAUGCUGCAGAAUCUCAAGUUGAAAACAGUCAGGUAUCAGCUGCAGACGAAUUGCCACAUCCAAUAAGUUCAUUGUCUGAUGAUGAUUCUGAAGAUGACAGGCAAAAGACUGCUAUCAUGCAAAAUUGCUUUACUGCAUUGGUUGAGACAUUGGGCAGUCAAGAUGAGAGAACAAUAUCUGAAGCUAAGAAUUUGAUUCAUGAAUUGCACAGAAUAACUUUACUGUGGGAUGAAUUGUGGUUAGGUACUAUGAACAUGCACCAAAGUGAAGUAAAUAGGCGAUUUUUGAAUUUAGAAAAAGAAAUAUCCAAAGUCAUGAGCAAUCAGUUUUUAAGCAAAGAGGAGAAAAGAGAAAUAAUAAAAGAAAAACAUAAUGUUUACGUGAAACCAACACUUUAUUUACUUGAACAGUUGCAAACUAUAACAAGUCAACCUGCUGAAACACCACAUGAACAGUGGUUUCAAAAAACAUUUGAAAAGCCGAUAGAAAAUGCAAUGAAUAAAUUAAAAAAUCCUGAAGAUCCCUCGAGGCCACAAGAAAGUUGGGCUGUUUUUAAACAACUUUACCAGUUGCUUCAACAGAAGGUACAACAGCAAUCACGUUCUCAUUUAAAUAUGGAGCAAAUUAGUCCUAUUUUAGCAUCAUUAAAAUCAACUGUCAUUCCUAUGCCUGGAAUCAAUAAAGCAUCUGGUGUUGUCACUGUACAGUCAGUGCACAGCACAGUGUCAAUCCUGCCAACUAAAACCAAACCAAAGAAAUUAGCUUUCAUAGGAUCAGAUGGCCACAGGUAUACAUAUUUGUUCAAAGGCCUGGAGGAUCUUCAUUUAGAUGAAAGAAUUAUGCAGUUCUUAUCCAUUGUAAAUAAUAUGUUUGCAAAAAAUAAAAGACAUGGGAAACAAGUAUAUUAUGCUCGACAUUAUUCUGUGACACCCUUAGGGCCUCGAUCAGGCCUUAUCCAGUGGGUGGAUGGAGCAACUCCUCUGUUUGGUCUUUAUAAGAGAUGGCAACAAAGAGAAGCUAGUGCAAGUGGUACUAAAGGACAGAAUUCAAAUGGAAAUGUUGCAACAAUUCUCCGUCCAUCUGAAAUUUUCUAUAAUAAAUUAACUCCACUUUUAAAAGAAAAGAAUAUAAAUUCUUUGGAUAAUCGCAAAGAAUGGCCAUUAUCUGUCCUACUUGAAGUUCUAAAACAGUUAAUGAAUGAAACUGCUGAUGAUUUACUGGCAAAAGAACUCUGGUGUUCAUGUAGCAGUGCUCAAGAAUGGUGGAAUGUUACCUUAACAUAUAAUUAUUCAACUGCUGUUAUGUCCAUAAUUGGUUAUAUAAUUGGUCUUGGAGAUCGUCACUUAGAUAAUGUUCUUGUAGAUUUAUCUACUGGAGAGGUCGUACACAUUGAUUACAAUGUGUGUUUUGAAAAAGGAAAAAAUCUACGAGUUCCAGAAAAAGUACCUUUUAGGAUGACUCCAAAUAUUAAAACUGCUUUAGGCCUUACUGGAGUUGAAGGUGUAUUCAGAACUUCCUGUGAACAUGUCCUGAAGGUUUUACGAAAGGGUAGAGAAACACUGUUGACUUUACUUGAGGCAUUUGUAUAUGAUCCCUUGGUGGAUUGGACUCCUGGUAGUGAAGGCGGGUACACAGGAGCAGUUUAUGGUGGAAGGCAAGCAUGGGCUGCUGAAGCAAAGCAAACACGUCAAGGUAUGGAAUUGGAUAUUGCUUUGUCCAUGUUUGCUAUACGUGUAGCUGAGAUGAAAGGAGAAUGGCUAAAAAAUAGGGAUGAUCUGUUAUCAGCGUUCCCAAAGCUUGAAAAUCUACUUCAAGAAUGGAAGACAGCCCAAAGUGGACUACAAAUUGCAGAAACAGAACUUCAGGAGGCAUGUCAAGAGAAAGCACUGUUAGAAGAAGCCCUUGCAAAUCCUAAUCAUAAUUUAUAUUCUGUACCUGCUAGAUAUGAUGAGACAACCAUUGUGAAAACCACUGUGAAUGCUACAAAAGAAGCUGUGGUUGAGAAACUGGGUGAAUGUAAAAAGUGGCAUGCAUUGCAUUGUGAGGCUUUAUCUAAUGUGUCUGGAUCAGAGCUAAAUAAAAAAUAUGGAGAUGUUUCAAAUGAUCAAAAUUAUGAUACAUUGUCUGUAGCCCCUGUAGUAGAAUUCUUGCAGUCUGCUGGUCAAGGUCAAUUAGUUCAACAAUGUGAGCAUGCUGAGAGUGAACUUGCUAAUACUCUACAACAGCGUCGUCUUACUAUGAGAAAUUGCAUUGAUCUUCUUACUACAUAUGCUACUGUAAUCUUACAGUUUGGGCCUAGUUACAAGGAGCAGAACAGAUGUUUCAAAUGGCAGCAAUGGUUAGAGAGCCUUCUUGCUGAUUUUUCAUCUUUGAAGUGCAUUGAAAUAAUUGCAGACUUCCGAAACCAGUAUGGGCGAGAUAGUACUGAUGCCAUUCAAUCUGCUAUUUCUUUGAAUGUUGAGUUCCAGUCCUUAUUAAAUGAUGCAAACAAAAAAGUUUUAACUUUUAUGGAAAGAAUACGGAUGGAGAGGGUAGAAGAUAAGAAUGCGUUAGCAACAUUUGCAGAAGAGACAAAAUGUGCUGUUUUGCAUUAUCUGACAGAAUCUGGUGAAUCAUGUCAUCUUGCUUUCCUUUGUGUGUUGGGAGAAGCAUUAUGCACCAUUAGAAAGCAGUUGUUCAUGAUGGAAAAUGCAGCAGGAGCUUCUGGUGACAGACUUGUUGACCUGACUUCUUGGAAUGGUGAUUGGUUUUUGGAUGAAAUUUCUAGCACUUGUGCAAAUGUAGCUCAAUAUGUACUGCUUCUUCUAGAUAGCUCUGUGAUAAAAAGCAAUGAAUUAAAAUCAGCUCUGCAAGGUGUAAAAUUGGCACAUAUUGUGUUUCUUGCUUUAGAGGAUUUGAAUUUGCACUUCCAAAAUAUAAUUCUUCCUGAAGCUAUUCAAACUGCUUUAGAACCAUCUGUGAUUGAGAUGGUUGCUAAAUUGGAUAGGAUAAUUGCUCGUUGUGGAAUUCCACUUGAGAAACUGAUUGCUGAUUUGCAGUGUAAUAUAACUAAUCUUAUUCUGGAAACACAAAUUACUGAAAAUAGAGCUGCUGAUACUGUGAAAAAAUUAAGGAAUGAGUUUGAAUCUUUAAUGCAAAGAUCUGAACCUCAAAUAACAGGUCUUAAUCAAGGUCAGAUGCUUUUGAUGGGGUUCAAUGGGUUAUUUACCAAAGUAGAUUCUGAUUUAGAGGCUUUACUCACAUUUUUGGACAAUCUUCUUGUACCAGCCAGCUGGCAAAAGCUGGAUUUUUAUGCGGAUACUAUAUCUCUUGCUCCUUCCAUUCACUAUCUUGGUGCUCGUCCAAUUCUGAAAGAUAUUUAUUUUGUAAAAAAAUUAUCAGCUAUGCAACAAGCUUUUCAUGUCUGCCAUAGUUUUGCUGCUUCCUUACAAAUUAAUUCUAGACCAGGAAUUUUAGAAAGGGAGAUACAUCUGAUUCGUGAUCAACAACUUGUACAACCUGUGAAGCAAUUCAUUGCUGAUUAUGUUUGCCAUAUGGUCCUUGGCUUACCUUCUCAAGCAAUUGGUUUUGCUGUUUGUAUGUUGGUAAAUCACUUAGGUUACGAUUUAUCAUCUGAAAUAGAGUUAAGAGAUAUCGGUGUGGAAAAUAAAGCCCCUACUGAAGAAAUACUAUUGAAAGCUUGCAAAUGGUGCAUUUCAAAACAUUUUUCAGAAGAUCAUCUACCAGCUUUAAGCACUUUACUUGGAGCUUUUGAUGCUGCUUGGCGUAAAGAAGAUUUAGCUAGACGCCUAGAACAAUAUUUAGUUGUUGCCAGAGGAGGUCAACAGAGAGCUCAAUUGCAUCUUGCUCGCUUUCAAUGGUUGAAUGAAGAUCUCUUGAUGCAAGGAAAUAUUGGUGCUUUGCAAAGUCCAUCUGUUUCUUCAAGAGCUACAGUCAUGUCUGAAAUAAGAAAAACUGUCAAUACUUUGGUGACAUUUGAUUGUGUCGUCAGUUCAGCUCAAGAACGAUAUUUGAGUCUCACAUCUGGAAUUGAACAGCGAUUAAAAUGGGCAGCUGGAGCUAAUCCAUCCUUAUCAACCGUCCAAGAAGAGUUUGAAGCUGCUAUUGCUGCUAAAACUGCUAUGAUAUCUAGUGCCAAUCAAAUAUCUAGGGAACUGGUAAAUGUUUGCAACUCAGUUUUACAUUUCGAAGCUCUGCGAACUAAAACAACUGAGGCUCUUUCUUCUGAUAAUACAUUCAUUGCCUUAAUAACCAGAUGUAAAGAGACCUGUGAAUUGGCAGAAAGCUGCCAAAGUCAAAUCAGUCCUAUUGAAGAACAUCUAAUUUCACUACAACCUUUGGAAAAAGACGGAGUUACAACAGACUGGCUUACAUCAAUUAUCAAAAAAGUUUCUCAAUCCCUCAGUUCAUGUAGAGAAAAAUUAGAGCAGCAAAAAACUGCUACAAAUACUUGCUGGGAAGCUUUACAUCUUCAAGUUGCACAUGUUCAUGAUUUGAUCUCUGUGCAUCAUAAACUCAUGUCAGAAGUCAGGCAUAUUCUCAGAAAUCUUGCGAAGCAUGAAGAACAAGAAUUAGGAAUUGAUUAUAAAGCAGAUGGUCAUAUCCAUCGUUAUAUGGCAAUGUACAAAGAGUUUUCUGAACGCAUCUCAGCCAUUGUGAGUAAGCUCCUUGCUGAAGCUCAGGACAUGGAUGCUAACAGUGUGGCAACUGUAGAAGCAGAGAUUCCUGUUCUCAGCGUGAGUGCCCUUGAAAUCUACAACCAACUGUUGGAUUUGGCUGGUCCUUUGGGAAACAGAAAACACGGUCUAACAGAAGCAGAGAGCUCAAAACUGAAUAAUAAAAAAAAUCUUCUAUCACCUCUGUAUGAGCCUGCUUUGGCACUUUCCCCUGCAGUUCGACCUAAAACUCCUCGGGGUGGAACUCCAAAGAAGAUGGCCAUUGCAAGAGAUCCUCGUACUGGAAAAGCUGUUCAAGAGCGAAACACCUAUGCAACGAAUGUUUGGAAGCGUAUAAAAAUGAAAUUAGAUGGAAAAGAUCCUGAUCCCAGUAAGAAGGCCAGCAUUUCAGAGCAGGUUGAUUUUGUCAUCAAAGAGGCGACUCACCUCGAAAACCUGGCUGUUCUGUACGAAGGCUGGACUCCCUGGGUGUGACUUCCACAUUGCAAUACCUCCUGUGUGGGGUAUCUUGUUUCAUCAGUACCCGAGUAGUGGACAUCUCCACUUCUCUCUCUCAAUGUGGAUGAGCGGGCAUGCUUCUUAUUGUCAUUGUCUCGCCACUCUCAUCCAACGACAGGGCUCUACACCCUCAUCACCACAACCAACACGCGUGCGGCUCCCGUCCGACCAGAGAUCGUCGGCCCGACAGAGGAGCUGCACCAGUUCUUCAGAGCAGUGGGAAUUGCAUCAGUGCAACCAUAUUUCAACAAAAAAUAAAGAACUUUGCUGCAUCUUAGUCUAUCCCCGUCCCUUCUGUUUUACGGCGAUGGAGCGAGAACAGAAUGGGGGUUUUCCCGACUUCAAAGCAAAAUUAUUAUCUUGCAUAUUUUAUAAGAUCUAAUUUUGUUUAAUUUCUUUUUUUAAACUCCUUAUUCUGCUCUUUAAUUUUUUAAAAAAACUUUUCACAUGCAUUGAUCUAGGCGAUUAUUCAUUUAUAAAUUGUCCUCAAAUUGCUCAUUUUAAAAAUAUUAAUUUUGGAGGGUGAAAUAUUCCUAUAAAUUAAAAAAAAAAAAGAUUUUGAAAUAUUUUGGGUUGAUAUUGGAUAUUUUAAAGAAUCUUUUCUGUAAGUUUUGUGGAAUGUAGGAUACUUUUAGGUGAAAGUGAUUUUACUAUAUUUGAUUUUUUAUAGAGGAGGGGGGAAAGUAUAUUAUCUAUUUGAUUUCCCCUCAUAAUACUGCAUUUUGUAUUUUUAGAAGCAAAUUAUUAUUUCAAAAUUAUAUAUGUGCAAUUCUGAGUAUGAAAUAUUUUUAUGAGCUUUAGGCAAUAAAUGCUUUAAUAUUAAAGACAAGGUUUGUGAAAAAAGAUUGCUGUACUAAAAUUACUUUUUAUUAUAACUUAAUACCUGUGCUUUAAAUAUUGUAACUUCUGCAGUUUUAAUCUUAUUACUUCUAGAUAAUUGCAAUUUUAUCUGUUAUUACUACAUAUUUAGAAAUAAAUAUUUUUAUUUGCUUAGCUGAAUUGUGUUUGUUUUGUGGGUUAAAAUUAAUAAAGUAAUGGUUUUUGAAAUUUGAUGUACAUCUCUUCUGGUGUAAUGUAUUGCUAAUUUAUUUUUUUAAAAAAAGCCUUUCAUUUAUCUAAAUUUCUGUAAUACCUUUGAAUACUUUUGUUUAAAGAGUUAUACUUAACUGAUAUUUUUCUUUUGAAGUAAAGUUUUGGGAAAAGUUGUAUUAUAUUGUAAAUUAUCUAAUCUGUAAGUAAACAAGAAAUAUUUACUUUUCUAUCAUAAAUUAAAUUUCAUUUUAGUUUUUUCACUUUCAAAUUUUAAUAAGAUUCAUUAUAAUAAUGCAAGAUAUUAACAAAUUAUUUUUCACUCAAUCUUAAGGAAAAGUUGAUUUCAGGUCUAAUUUAACAGGUCCAUGACUUAUUUAUACAAAUUUUGAAUUUGAAUAAAAAUUUAAUUUCCCCAUUUAUCAUAUGCCAUGGAUUUUUUUUUUUAAAGUAAUAGAUUGGUUUGAAACUGAUUUUUAAGAACUUAUUUGACUAAUUUCUAUUUUGCACAAAAAAAAUGCUUUUGUUACUCAGCUUUUGCUUCAUAAUUGUUUUCAGUGAUACUGUACACCAUUGUUUGUGGUUUUUUUGAAGUGUUAGUAGUUUUUUACUACUGUAUUUCUUUUUUGUUUUGUUUUUUAAUUCAUAGUGUCUUUAAAUUUUGAUAUUCUGUCCAUAUUUUGUCCUGAGUUGAGUAAACUUAAGGGUCCCAUUUAUGUUUAAUUUUUGCAGCGAUAGAUUUUUUUAAAAAGAGUUUUAUGUAACAAAUGUAUACCAUCAAGAAGACGAAAAGUUACGAAAUAUUAGAGAAGUAAGGACAUUUCAGUCGGCUAUUUGAAGGGAAAUAAAAUGAAGUAAAUACGUAAUUAAUGUGUAAAAACUUUCUCUUUCAUGUGUUUUGUUUGUUGUGGUUGUUCACUUUUGUAGAAAAGAAUUUCUAGUGUACUAUAAUUUCUAAUUCUAUAGAUGUGUUUAGAAUUUCUUUCUUUGAUAAUCUAAGCAAGACUUUACGAUUUAAGAGUGAUUUGCUGUGCUAUAUUGCACAUUGAGUGUUUUUUGUCCUGUGAAACGUAUUGGUCAAAUGUAAUUUCUGUAGAUGGAUAUAAAUUUAUCACAUCUUCCGUCAUUACAUAUAUUGUAAUUGUGGGUUGUUUGGGAUUGUUCUGUAUGUCUGAUUUGAAAAAUAAAUUAUUCAUCUCA
Messenger RNA from Argiope bruennichi, 13211 nucleotides. RefSeq names its product serine/threonine-protein kinase SMG1-like (gene nonC). The record is from RefSeq and is a predicted model, not a curated record. Gene Ontology annotation, molecular function: protein binding; protein serine/threonine kinase activity. Gene Ontology annotation, biological process: nuclear-transcribed mRNA catabolic process, nonsense-mediated decay; phosphorylation. NCBI's taxonomy places the organism in Eukaryota, Metazoa, Arthropoda, Arachnida, Araneae, Araneidae. Bases 108 to 10958 code for a protein of 3616 amino acids. Gene Ontology annotation, cellular component: nucleus. The transcript is spliced from 75 exons.